AUGGCCGUUUUCUUCAAGUAUCUUCAGUUGGUCAAGGAUCCUGAAGAGCAACUGCGUCUCGUGGAUACGGCUCGCGAAAUUUGUAUACAAGUGUACCUUAAUUUGGGAGGUGAGGGGCCGGUGCACCCUCACUAUUUCCAACCCAGAGCCCUUGUCCUCAUGUGGCUGGAGCUGCUGGACAUCGAGCGGCACGUAACCCAAGGAUCUAAUUUGGGUGAAUUUUGUGUGUGUGCAGUGUGCCAAGGGGCACCCAUAUAUCAACCUCCGGAGCCCCGACCACCAAGAGCCGCUGACCAAGCCGCCCCUGCGCCACCGGUUGGAAGCCCGCACCACGACUAUGAGGAGCCGAUGGAAUUAGUUCCACGGCCGCCACCCCCGACUCCGGCAUCGCCUGUCGCUAGGAGAAGUACUACGCCCGCCCCUGUUGCCCUAAUAAGAAGACAAAGUCCAGGACCCACCUUUUGGGUCCGACCGGCCCCGGAAAUAUAGACAGUGGUCUUUGAAUCGCCAAAUCGCUACCGGAGACGCCGGACCACAACUCCCGUCCGUGUCCCACAAUUCAACGUAAGCCAACAACAACCCUGGGCCCCGACAUAUGAAUAAAGUAAGACGCAUAAAGAGCAGCAGCCACCAGAGAUGGUUGUCUUGCCCGCUGAGCAGCAACCAGCUGAACAGCAGCAGCAGCCUGAUUUUUUCAAGGCGGUAAUUAGCAGCAAGGAGGUUAUUCAAGCCAAAAAACUAAUAGAAACCGUGUUCCCCCUGUGAUUCUCGGGGACAAGGCCAAAUACGAUCAGGUCGCCUUUUACAUUAAAACACAAAACAUAAAAACCACCAUACAAAAAAAUGUCCCGGAAGGCAUCGAAAUCCAGCCUUCCGA
Molecule: messenger RNA, 877 nt
Organism: Ceutorhynchus assimilis (cabbage seed weevil)
Lineage: Eukaryota; Metazoa; Arthropoda; Insecta; Coleoptera; Curculionidae
Source: the annotation of a GenBank genome assembly